GGGUCCCGUCUCUCAUCCGUGUGAGCCAUGACGGCGAUGCGCGCGCCCGCCGCCCUGGGACUGGUCCUGCUUCUCACGUGCGCGCUCGCCAGCGCCGCGCCGACGACGAGAGCGAGCGUGAGCCGAGGUUGGAGGCGCGCGGAGGAGGAGCGGAGCCGCGGCCACACCGACACCGCCACCGCCACCGGGACGACGGCGGCCGAAGCCCCCUGGAGCCGUCGGAGGAGCGCCGUCGCCAUGACGACGACAAUGCCCCACGGGCAGCGGAAGGAUUCGAAGAGAUCGAAAACAGACAGAAGGGAUCGGACAACCGCCGUAUCCCCGCAAGAUCACCGGAGGAAGGGCAAAUACCUGAAACAUAUCACAGGGCCCCUCUACUUCAGCCCCAAGUGCUGGAAGCAUGUGUACCACGUGUACUACCAGACCAGAGACUGCACGAUACCUGCAUAUAUCAAAAGAUGUGCACGGCUUCUCACGCGUCUUGCCGGCAGCCCCAUGUGCACGGGGGGCUAACACGAGCAAGGUCCAAGCUAAACACCUGCUAUCCAGAAUUCUAAUGGUCUUGGCUGGGAAAAGUGCUUCAGACAUUGGGAGAGCCGUCUGGAAAAAAACACUGAGACCAGCCCUUUUGUUGAACUCGGGCAUAACAAGUGUCGCUUCUCCUGAAGUCUACUGACAAUAUGGACGGCGCUCAAAGACACAAAGAACCCGGUGGGACCAAGAGCCCUUUCAAAUAUGUUGGAAAUCUUGCAAAGAUGGAGACGAGAGACAUCAGGACGAUCCAUUAGCUCGCUAAAGGACACCGACUCCGUUGGCCCGAGCGCCGACACGAGAUGUUCACGGGACACGAACCACGGUGGGAAGUCACAGAAGAUUCCAUCAAAAUCUAUAUUUAUAUAUUUGAAAAGCUUCGACUGGACUGCUUCGACCAUUUCCACAUUUGUGUGUCAAUCAAAAACAUAAAAAAAUGUCCGGCAUAUAAGCGAUAUAUAGCUGUAUAUGAUAUAUAAAAGCAAGUUAUAUUUAAAUAAAUUAUAUAAUUGGUACAAAAAGCCAGGGGUAGUUUUUUCCUGCCGACACAAUGCGUGGGAUGUUGAUGAUGAUGAUGAGGUGAUUGCUGAGCCAAGCAUGGCGGCGGCGGCGGCGGCGCCCCCUCUGUCAGUGCUUUUUUGGGGCAGGUGUUUUUCAAUUUGUUUUGUUUUCCCCCAGAACGCUGACACAGUUGACCCGCGCUGUUUAUGAACUGUUUACUAGCAACCCCUUGCCUGAGCUUUAUACGAGGCGUGAGCGCGAAUAUAGAGUCCGUGCGUAUGCUUGUGUCUAACCUUUUUUUUGUUUGUUUUCCUUGAAACAUGUCGUUGAGGAAAUGUUAGAUUAGAGAAAGCCGUCAUGUUAAUGGGAAAUAAAUGAUCA
Messenger RNA from Phycodurus eques (leafy seadragon), 1413 nucleotides. Its product is annotated as ALK and LTK ligand 2b-like. NCBI's taxonomy places the organism in Eukaryota, Metazoa, Chordata, Actinopteri, Syngnathiformes, Syngnathidae. The coding region runs from base 28 to 513 and encodes 161 amino acids. Gene Ontology annotation, molecular function: receptor signaling protein tyrosine kinase activator activity; receptor tyrosine kinase binding. The record is from RefSeq and is a predicted model, not a curated record. The transcript is spliced from 5 exons. Gene Ontology annotation, biological process: positive regulation of ERK1 and ERK2 cascade; positive regulation of ERK5 cascade.